GGACCCUGCAGGUGCGCCGUGUUUUGUGUUCAGUAAUGUGCAGUGCGGAUCCUCCUCAUCCUCAGAGCGCGCGACCCUCCGCCUGACUCCUCACUCGCACUUCCUCUGCCUUUCUUCCUUCCGAAGCAGCAGCAGCCACAGCAUCACCGCCGCAGCCUCGUCCCGCCGCGAGCGCACGAGCCUCCUGAGCGUCUGAGCGCGAGCCACAGCCGCCGCCCCGCCGCCCCUGCUGCUGAUGGCCUCGUCCGCGAGCGGCACGGAGGAGGCGCGCGGCGCGGUGUCCUCGUCGGCGCCCACGCCCCUCAAACUGGUGGGCCUGGUGUGCGUGUUCCUGGCGCUCUGCCUGGACGUGGGCGCCGUGCUGAGCCCCGCGUGGGUCACCGCCGACCAGCAGUACUACCUGUCCCUGUGGGAGUCGUGCGCAAAGUCCGCCGGCGCGAGCGCGUGGCAGUGCAGCGGCACACUGAACACGGAUUGGCAGAUCGCCACGUUGGCGCUGUUACACGGAGGAGCCUUCCUCAUCCUCAUCUCCUUCAUGGUGGCCCUGGUCUCCGUGUGCACGUGCAGCAGGAGGCGUUUCUACAGACCCGUCGCUGUCAUGCUGUUCGCUGCAGUUGUCCUGCAGGCCUGCAGCUUGGUCCUGUUCCCCAUCAAGUUCAUCGAGACAGUCAGCUUGCGGAUAUACCACGAGUUUAACUGGGGUUACGGCUUGGCCUGGGGUGCCACCAUCUUCUCGUUUGGAGGAGCCAUCCUGUACUGCCUGAACCCCAAGAACUACGAUGACUACUACUGACCCUGCUGCACGACUCCGCCCCCUGCCCUUAACCCCUCCCACACCGACACCCCCUUCCCCACUCCUGCCGUUCCCUAUGGCUCACGCACCAAACAUUUAUUUGCUUCCCGAGAAACAAAAAUAAACAUGCAAACUGGGUGCAGAGCUCGUCCGAUUCCGGACUGAUGGAUCUCACGUCUCAUGCAACAACAACCUCCCCGAGAUCAUCAUCAUCAUCAUCAUCCGUUUAGCUUCUUUAAAAUUCCUUUAUUAAAUUGUUGCAUCUCUUCUCAUCUCUCCAUCGCAUCUCCGACGUUGCUGAUCCGUCUCUGAUCUUUAAGCGUCAGACUCCGGGGGAGAUCUCCGGAAGCAGCCAUGUGCCGAUCCCUGCAGAGAGCUCCAUCUGGAGCGGGGUUUAGGAUCGGACCUGCUGCAUGAGUGCACACACACUUACACACUUACUCACAGGGAGUGUUAUAGCAGGUUUCUGUAAUGAGAAAGCACAACAGAGAGCACAUGCUAACCUUCGUUCACACAAGCAAGCCACAAAUCGCUCAUGGGAUUUCUGUGAGAAAAGCUAAUUGCUAACUACUUAUAAGCUAACCGUUUUAGCUAAAUACACCAAGCAGAAGCACCAUCGAUCAGCUGAUUUCUCCAUCCAAGCUUUAUUUUCCUCUCUACACAUUUAACGAGAGGUGGUGUAAGUCCAGGACGAGACGGAAUCAUGGUUCUCACGUCUCAGUGUCGUGUAUUAAACUGACAGCCACAGGAUGCUUUGCGGCUUGCUAGCGUGAACGCAGGGUCACGGUCUGAGCAGACGGAGAUUCUAAUCCAUCGUAGUGUUUAGUACUUCCUGUACAGCAGGGUGCAAAAGUCUGAGUGCAAAAAUAACUUUACACACAAAAAAACCAAGAACCCACGCUGCUAACUAGUGAGUUUUACACUUCGAAAUAUAUUCAUUUGAGGAUCUCUUCAUACAAACGUAAGUUUCUGUAAUGUUAGCUAGCUAGUUCAUAGCAAUUGUUAGAUAGCUUGCUAGAUAAAUAUUAGCAUAUCUUUUAGGAAAAAAAAAAUAUAUAUGUGAUUUUCUCUAAAGUUUGCUAGCUAGAUUUUCUAGUGUUGGGGGAGACAGAUAGAUAUCUUUGUUUAAAGAUCUCUUCAAAAAAUCAGUUUCUUUAAUGAGAACUAGCCAGUUGCUAACAUUUGCUAUGUUUUAGAGUAUUUUCUAAAAAAAAGGGGGGGGGAUUUCUAAAGUUAACUAGCUAGUUUUGCUGUAAGGCAUUUCAUAAUGUUUGCUAACUAGCAAGCUAUCAUUGUAUUGGGAGAUCUUCUAGCAAAUUCGGAUGUUAGCUAGCCUGUUUGCUUUGUUUUCAAAUUUUUGCUGGAUCUUUAUCUUUUAACACAUGGGAUUUUACGCUAAUGUUCACUAGCUAGUUCUGCUGGAGCUUUACUAAUAUUUAGUAACUAGCUUGCUUUAUUUAUAUUCAGAUAUCUAGUAAAGUUAGCUAGCUGGAGACAGUUGCAACAUUUUGUUCGGAUGUAGCUAGCUAGCUUUGCAUUAGGAUAUCCCAUAUGGAACAUUUGUAAAAUUAUCUAGCUAAAUUUCUGUGGAGGUUUUUGUUUUUGGGGAAAUCUUUUAACAAAUAGCACAUUUGUUAGCUAGCUGUGUAACGGUUAACAUUUGGGAUUUUCUCUAGUUUGUGAACUAGAUUUGCUGUGAGGCGUUUUCCUAAAUCUUGUUCAGCAAUCUUUCUGUUAGAAUUACCUCAAAGAAUGUAAAUUAUUUCUAACAUUAGCUGGCAAGUUCGGUGUGGGACAUUUGCUACUUUUAGCUAGCUAGCUAUCUUUAUAUCAGCAGAUGGGAUGUUAUGUGAUGUUUUAUAGCUGUCAGGAUCAUCCUCUAGUUUCUUUCAUGUUAUCUAGUCCCCCCCCCAUUUUUUGUUUAUUUUAGCUAGCUAACUAUAUAUGGGCGUAUCCUCCGUCAGAGAGGAUUUACUCGAAUGUUAGCUAGCUAGUUUUGCUAUGAGACAAUUUAAAUGUUAGUUAGUUUAUAGAUUUGUACAUAGGAUUUUCUCUCAGGUUAGCUAGCAUGUUUGGCGGUGAGAUGCUAACUGCUAACGGCAGCUAGCUUUAUGAGGAGAUGUCCUCAAAUCUAUUCAUCAUUCAUUGUUUUUGUUUUUUUUAACAAGGAUUUAUAGCUUUGUUUUUUAGGUGUAACAUAUUAGCUAGUUGAAUGUUUAAAAACGUGUUUUAUCUUUUAAUUGCUGGGGAAUUUUUUUGUUGCCUCACUAGCAUUGUAUGGAAAGAUUGUCUCAUGAAAGUCUUUUGUUAGCUAGCUAGUUUGUCCGUGGGACGUUUGCUGAAGUUUGCCCAAGUGUACUAGCUUACACAGAUGUAGUCUUGCUAAUACCGUGGGAAUUUUUUUGUGCUACUUAGCUUUUUUGCACUCGGACGUUUGUCCUGGACUGUAGGAGGAAACUCAGAUGACUUAUGAAAGGGAAUUUUAUCCUGCGAGAAAAACCUGGAGGUCAACCCGAGCUCGAUAUAGAUUUGUUUUCAUGACACAUUACGGCAUAUUUUCACCAAACUGUAGCUAAUGUCAGGGGAAUAGAAUAUGAAUUAAUGGUUAGAGCAUGCUAAACGGAGCACCAUGGGUUAAUUAGCUUUUCUGGAAAUAACUGUGAGGUUUCUUUUAGUGCAUUCACUUUAUGAUAAGUGUGUGUUAUGGAACUAAUAGGGCUAGCGGUGGAUUUUAUUCUGUUGUUUUGUUUUCAUGUCGAUCCUACGUCUGAAGCUGAAAGGUUUUAGUGAAGACCAAAAUCUGGCUAAUGCUAAAAUCUGAUUUUAUUGUUUUGCUGUGCAGAUUAUGGCGUCGUUCAGUGUUUUUUAGACCGUCGCCGUCUGUCCUGAGAUUUCUGUCCACGGUUACAGCUUUUCUUUUCUUCCGAUUGCGAAAGUGCGUUCAAAUCCUUUACUAAAAGUGAAAUGAUUGUGGCAGGAUGGAAACUUUUUACCUCAGAAAACCUGCUUAACUUUUUGAUUACGGUUCCAAAAUGUUUUUUUGACAUUUUAAAUUUGGUUAAUUAAAUAUUUGAAUAUGAAACAUUUAAAUUUUAAAUUUUUUAAAAAACAUUAAUGCAGUAAAAAGAAAAUAUUAAUUCAUAAUAUUAAUUAUCUGCUGGUUAAUCACCAAUCACUAACCACUACUCACUAACCACUAAUCACUACUUAACUCAAAGGUCACGCCAUAAAAAACAAUCAUUUUUAAAAUGAGAAAGUUUAUAAACAGUAAAGAAACAUUAGCUAUGACGCCGUUAUUGCCAUGUCGCUCGGCUGGCGUGAGUAGGUAAAAUAAAUUACCUCAGAAUUUAUUUAUUUUCCUACAGACUAUCACUGGACCCUUCUCGGGUGGAACUGCAAUCAUAUUUGCGCAAUUAAAAUUUGGAUUUCCUCUUCAAUAUGGGGUUUUUGAAAUCUGAGCUGAUUUAUGUCAACGUAAUUCCCUUCAAUUAAAAAACAAAAAAACAAAAACAAAAACAAAAAGUUGAUUGGCUGAAACGGCGCCAGGUCUUUGGAAGCGUUGGAUUUUCAUUUUGUAAAUGGAAAUUUUUCAGGUUUUCUUUAUUCUUCUGAAAUUCAAUUUGCUUGCUGCAAUUCACUGAUAAUUUGUUGAAAUUCGCUGAAAGCUAGCUGUAAA
Molecule: messenger RNA, 4469 nt
Organism: Hemibagrus wyckioides
Lineage: Eukaryota; Metazoa; Chordata; Actinopteri; Siluriformes; Bagridae
Gene: tmem47
Product: transmembrane protein 47
Exons: 3
Coding region: 236-793 (185 amino acids)
Biological process (GO): cell-cell adhesion
Cellular component (GO): cell-cell junction; membrane
Source: RefSeq, a predicted model, not a curated record